Messenger RNA from Baudoinia panamericana UAMH 10762, 3909 nucleotides. RefSeq lists its product as uncharacterized. Gene Ontology annotation, cellular component: spindle; spindle pole body; microtubule associated complex. The transcript has a single exon. The record is from RefSeq and is a predicted model, not a curated record. The annotation marks the transcript as partial. Lineage: Eukaryota; Fungi; Ascomycota; Dothideomycetes; Mycosphaerellales; Teratosphaeriaceae. Gene Ontology annotation, biological process: nuclear migration involved in conjugation with cellular fusion; establishment of mitotic spindle orientation.
UCGCUCGCUGUGGGCCAAAAGAUCGAACUCAACGACCAGCGCAUCGCAACUAUUCGCUUCCUCGGCCCAACACAUUUCCAGACUGGCGACUGGGUGGGAGUAGAGCUUAAGGAUGCGUCCGGAAAGAACGAUGGCUCCGUCAAGGGGGAGCGUUACUUCAUCUGCGAGCCUGACUAUGGCAUGUUCUUACGGCCGGCCGGCAUUCGACAAGUACUCGAGGACGAGGGGCCGAGAGCAAAGGCAGUAGCGAGCAACGGCGUGGCGAGAGGCAGGCCUAGUAACGUGCAUACGGCUGUCAAUGGGCUCAGGAGACAGGCUGCCACGGAUGCACCAGGCAGGGGAGCGAGUGUGGUAGCGCGCAGUCCUACGCCGGGAGCGAGGCUCGGAAGUGGUCUGCGAUCACCGAUCAAGCAACCGGGUAGCAACGGCGUCUCAAGCGCGUCGACGUCGCGUACCAACACUCCGCCCGCUAAGAGCAGGCCGGCUGCAGGCGCGGCGGCUAAGCCUAGACAGAGUCUCGCUCCACCAACAGCUGGGGCCUCGGGGCGAAGGACGUCUGUACUUCCGACUGCAGGAUCGUCAAGCACUCAGCGGAGCUCUCGAUCAUCCCUGGCUCCGCCGACAUCUAUCUCGCGAACGAGUAGUAGUAGUAGCGUCGCACGGUCAAGGCCAUCCGCUUCACGUGCGCCAUCGUCACGCCCUCAGCUUGAACCGCGGUUGAGCUCUACCGCAGAGGGCGUCGUUGAUGAUGUCGUCGACGACGAUGCCAGUGACCGUCCGGCUACUCCACAAGUGCAUGAUGCUCAACCAAGCGCGCAAGAACCGGACCAAGAACGCGAGCCGGAAGAGGAACCUGAAAAGCCUAGCUUCGCACCUCCACCCAUACCACCCGAUCCGCCUCCGGUGAGUACUCGAUCACGGCGACCUUCCUCGCCUACGGCAGCAUCCAUCCAUUCACAGCGCACCAUCCGCAGCACCACCGCCUCAAACCGGCAAAUAGAGGAGCUGGAAGCCAAAGUCCGCCUACUGGAGCGCAAGCGGCAAGAAGACCGUGAAGUCAAGAAGACGCUCGAACAAGCGCAGCAAGAGCGCGACCAAUACAAGAGCAUUAUCGAGAAGCUGCAGAACAAGUACCGGCCUCAGCAACAGGAGAUUGCAGACCUGAGACAGACCUUAGCCGAGGCGGAGAAGAGGGCUGCAGGUGUGGAAUCAAUGCAGUCUGAACAUGACAGCGUUAUGGAGCUUGCCACGCUGGACCGGGAGAUGGCGGAGGAGAAGGCGGAGAGCUUGCAGGCCGAGCUGGAAGCGCUUCGGGCACGUAAUGAGGAGAUGGAACUGGAGCUUGAGAUCUUGAAGGAAGAGAAUGGCGAGCUGAGCAAAGAGAUGAGUCCCGAAGAGCGCACGAGUGCCGGAUGGUUGCAAAUGGAAAAGAGCAACGAGCGGCUGCGCGAAGCUUUGCUUCGGCUACGAGACAUAACGCAAGACAAAGAAGCCGAGCUCAGGGAACGCAUAGAUGACCUUGAAGUGCAGGUCAAGGAAGCCGAUAGUUUACAGACGCAGUACAACGAAACGAAGGAGAAACUUCUACGUACGGAAGCGGACACCAGCGAUCUCCGCCAACAGCUCGAAGUUGCUUUGGAGUCCGAAGAGAUGAUCGAGGAGUUGACCGAACGUAACGGGCGCCUUGACGCACAGAUAGCUCAACUCCGUCUCACAAUCGAAGAACUCGAGGACCUCCGUGAGCUCAAUGACGAAUUGCAAGUCAACUACACCGAGUCCGAGAAGCAAUUGCAGGAGGAAAUCGACUUCAAAGAAAGCCUUCUCCACGACCGCGAACGCACGGCUAAGCAGCAGCAGGAAGCGCUCGAUGAGGCUGACUACACCAUCACACGCUACCGAGCGUUAGUAGGUCAGAUGCAAAGCGACCUAGCCGAUCUGCAAGCGAGCAGGCAGAUCUCCGAGUCGGAAGCUGCGGAUCUGAGUAGUAAGAGCCGAGCUAUGCUGGACUUGAACUUGAGGUUAAGGGAUGCGGCGGAGAAGACGCAGGUCAAGACCAUUGAUCUCGAACUGCGCAAGCUUGACGCGCAAGAGGCGAGUGAGCAUCUGGCUAUCGUGCAGAUGUUCUUGCCGGAUGCUUUCCAGGCGGAAAGGGACAGCGUGUUGGCUCUGCUGAGGCUCAAGAGGAUUGCAUUCAAGGCGGCGCUGGUGGCCGGUGUCGUUCGAGAAGGCCUUGGUGCGCCGGGAAGACGGCGGGAUGAUGCUGUCUUCGCUGCUGUGCAGGUGUUGGAUCAUUUGACCUGGGUCAAGGCGAUGGCGGAUCGUUUCACGCAGUCUAUCUGUGGCGGCUCGGUCGAGGAUUUUGCAAAAUGGGAGAGUGCGUUGUAUGAACUUGAGCCGGUUGAAAGAGCGCUUAAUGGUUAUCUUGAUGCGGUACGGAGGGAUGGGAGUGAUGGGCUUAGGGAGGCAGAAAUGGUGGAGGAGCUGAAGAGGAGUAUGGCUGUUAUGGAGCACCUGGCGAGCUUGCAUGUGAAGGAUGAUCUGGCCGCGCAUGCGGAAGGGUUGGUGAUGCGGACGUUGUGUUUGCAGAGUCAGCUUGAGGGUACGGCGACGGCACUUGGCAUUGUGAAAGCGAUGGUUGAGAGUAAUGUUGGGGCCAAAGAUGAGGUCAACGGAGUCGGUGAACAUCAAGAGGACGUGGAUGAGGAUACCGCUUCGACCGACCUUGCGCUCAUCCUGAACCGCGCCGAUACACUCAUCCAGGCCGCAAGGAACGCGAAAGUCAUGGCAGGCAAGACACAUCGCUCCCUCGCCGACCUGCAAGCCCGGUCACUUACACUCGACUGGUCAUGCGCCGAGCACAUCGACCGUGUCGAGCCAGCCGCCGCGCAGAUCGCAGCGUAUACACGCCAAGCGGGAGAAGCACUGCAACAUCUCUUCUCCAGCAGCGACGAAGGCCGCAACGACCCCUUUACAACUUACGAAGUCACGACCAUCCUCUCACAAACCGCGGUACCCGUCUUCGCCCUCUCGGAUCCGGAAGCGGGACCUUUCAAUACACUCGCCACCCGCCUCCGCUCCCUCCAGACCACACUCUCAGAUCUCGCAUCCGUCGCUGCAGAUCUGGACAACACAGUCGAGUUCGAUCGCGCACCAGCACCAUGGGUCGCAAGGGCUACCCAGCUGAAACAGACGAAACUCACUGCCCUCGAUACAGAGGCAGAGCUGACUCGUUCCCAUGAAGACCUCCGACAGCGCGACGCCGUGCUUAAGGAGAAAGAGACCGAGCUCGAGGAGCAAGGAGUGCGGAUCGAGAUGCUCGAGGCGAGGAUGAAGGAGGCUGGGAAGCGGUCUGCGCGGAUUGGGGAGCUGGAACGGGCGUUGUGGGAUGCUAAAGAGCAGAUUAAGAGAGCUAAACUUGACUUAGGAAAGGCGCGGGAAGAGGCGGAGAAGGAGAUUGAGAAGGUUAGGACGGACAUGGGUAAGUUGGGUAACGAAGGGAAAGUGGGAGGCGGUAAGGAUGAUGGUGUUAACGCUGACGCGAUGGGCGCUGCUGCGCGCUUGAAUUUGCGGAGGCAAAAGGUCAAGAUUGGGUGUCUGGAGGGUGCGGUCUGCUAUUUGCAUGACGAGAAUUUCCGGCUGCGGAUGCCCGCACCUGAUAGUCCGGUGGCGGUGCGGAAGACGCUGGGGUGGUUGCAUGAGCCGUUACUUCAGCCUAAGCCGGAAGCACAGAGGAGACGAGAGGGUCUGAAACGUGAGGGCAAAGACUUGUUGCAUCAGAUGUUACAGCUUGUCACGCAGACGGAAGGUGGAGGAUUGGUGGAUCUUACUAAGAUACCGGAGAACAAGCUUGCGUGGCGGCCCGCGAGGGAGAGGCCGAGGUGGGCGGUGGAGCGACGGAAGGAGGUGUGG